UUUAGUUAAUAUUUUUUUCUUCCAAAGCACCAAGUGAAUCUCUGUAAGGGCCAUAGCGCAGUCCGUGGAUUAAUGGACAGCCAAUAUGUUUCAUCAGGAGCAAGCAGCAGCAGUGAAUCUGAUCAUCUCUCAGAAGGAAGCAACGGUGAAGAAGAAAUGAAGAUCAUGGAGGCCCAGAUGAGGCUAGAAGUAGAGGGCGCCAACCACAACACCAGGCUGGUACCACGCGUCCUACUUCACUGGAGCUCCAGCGUCGUCCCUCAGCAGCCAUCAACACCACCUGGCUACCAUCCCGACGUCACCGUUCGCUACGCCGAGGCCCACUGUUGGGUCUCCUACGGGAGCCUUCUGUCCAUGCUCCGGCAGAUGAUGCUGGCCCAUUUCAAGGAUGACACCAGCGUGGCAUUGCUUCGGCUCCAGCUCCAAGACCUGAUGCGCACACCGUGUCCCUUCUCUUCCACCAGCCGGUUUCCCGUCGGCGAGGUGUACGCCUGCUUGGAUAGGCUGCCUCUCGGCGGUGUAGUGUCGAAACUCAUGGAAGCCAUGGCCAAGAGCAUGGUUUCGUCUUUUGAUAACAGCCACAUCAUGGCCUAUCACAAGGCAAUUCGUGAGGCGAUACGCCUUUUGUCGAUAGAUGCUGAGGGGCCUUUUCCCUUGUUGUAUUCCCGCGACAUAUUUGAAUCAGCCUUUUUGCUGCAAUGGAUUGAUUAAUGUGUUGAACGACUGGUAGUUGUGGAAUUCGAUCGAAAUCCGCAUUCAUUAUCUUAAUGCUGUAUUAAUUUGAAGUUGAAUAAAAUUUCAGAAUGCUCUGUUGAAAUUUCA
Nelumbo nucifera (sacred lotus) is the source of this 822-nucleotide messenger RNA. Lineage: Eukaryota; Viridiplantae; Streptophyta; Magnoliopsida; Proteales; Nelumbonaceae. The record is from RefSeq and is a predicted model, not a curated record.